This is a messenger RNA of Solanum verrucosum, 1446 nucleotides long. RefSeq lists its product as uncharacterized. Lineage: Eukaryota; Viridiplantae; Streptophyta; Magnoliopsida; Solanales; Solanaceae. The transcript is spliced from 2 exons. Gene Ontology annotation, molecular function: DNA-binding transcription factor activity; DNA binding. The record is from RefSeq and is a predicted model, not a curated record. Gene Ontology annotation, biological process: regulation of DNA-templated transcription. The coding region runs from base 265 to 1446 and encodes 393 amino acids.
UUUUGUUUUCUUGGUUCAAUUUUGUAGGCAAGAAAAGUGUCUCUUACCUUCUUCCAUGAUUUUUUAGACCAAAAAGGAAGACUUGUUUUGGAGUUGAGUGCUUUGAGGCUUUUCAUGUGAAAAGGUUCUGUUUUUCUAAUUUGGCUGUAGAAUUUCUGGGGUUUUCUUGGGACUGACGAUUUUACCAGAAAUUUAAUUCUUGGUGUUGGUGGAAGGUGAAAGGGUUUAGGGUUUAUCUAUUUUUGCCCCAAAAUUGUUAAAGAUAUGAAGUUGGAAAAGGAUGUUAAAAGGGAGAGGGUGAUGGAUGGUGGCAUUAGUUCAGUGAGGAAAGUUCGAAUCAUCUAUGAUGAUCCUGAUGCUACGGACUCUGAGAACGAUGAUGAUCGUUUUGAUAAAAAUGUCAGUAGAAUCAAGCGUGUUGUUAAGGAAAUUGUUAUUCCUGUUGUUUCAUGGGAGAAGGAGUUUAAAAAAUGUUCUAAACUUGAUGACAUUGGGAUUAAAGAUUCCAAGAAGAUUCAUGAAAAUAAGAAGGUGCAGCUAAAAUCGUCCGCUUUGCCUAAAGGAAUUAGGAUGAGGAAAUGGGGGAAAUAUGCAGCGGAGAUCAGAGAUCCCUCGCAGGGGAAAAGAAUAUGGUUAGGGACUUUUGAGACUGUGGAGGCGGCUUCACAAGCAUACGAGGCAAAGAGGGCUGAAUUUGAUAGAAUAAUUUCGUUGGGAAAGGGUAAGAAUUUGAGCUCUGUUGGAGCUGCUCCUCCUGCUGAGUGUUCUGUGGCUUGUUCAUCUCAUCCGAUAAAUGGGAAAAAUCGUGUGUACUCACACCCAUCCCCGUCUUCGGUGCUAGAUGUUCCCACAUCAUCAGCUGCUGCCCCGCUUGAGUCCAAUGACAAUCCAACGAGAGAUAUGGCUCAAAUGCCAGAUUCAGGUUGUGAAGAUUUUAAUUUGAGUUUUGAGGAUCAAAUGCUUCAUGAAUUUAUUAACCAGGGCAUUUCAGAAUUGAUCGAACAUCCUUUGAUAGAACAAGGGUCCAUUAGCAAUAGCCUUGUGGAGAUGACUCAAGUGAAUAUCAAGAAGAAAACGAUAGCCAGACCACCAAGUUGUAAAAAAUUAACAAAGGGGAUUGAGGACCACCGCAAUGACAAGUCCAUUUUCAGUGUAUUAGAUAAGCCUCCAAUCAUGUCUCCUUGUAUUCGUACAGAGCUGCUUAACUUGAACAUCGAGGAAACAGCAGUUAUGGGGAAUAACUUGAAACUUCUAGGCUUUGAUGACAAUGCUUUAUUUGAUAAAGAUUUAGCACAAACGUUUGAUCCAUAUACAGAUGCUAUAGCCUUGGACAGCACUUUUCAAUGCUGUGAUGGUUGGAAUGAGUGUGUUUAUUGCAAAGUUUUCACAGAUGAAGUUGAUCUAGAUGAAGUUGACCUAAGAUGGUUAGAAAAUGUUUUGUUAUAA